Molecule: messenger RNA, 1845 nt
Organism: Closterium sp. NIES-65
Lineage: Eukaryota; Viridiplantae; Streptophyta; Zygnematophyceae; Desmidiales; Closteriaceae
Source: the annotation of a GenBank genome assembly
AUGGGGGAAGAUGAGGAGGAGGAGGCGGAGGAGGAGGAGGAGGAGGAGGAGGAGGAGGAGGAGGAGGAGGAGGAGGAGGAGGAGUGGGUGGGAGUGGAGGUGGAUGAGGCGAGUGACCGCAGGGGGAGCCGCUGGGAUUGGCGGACCCGUGGGCAACGAGCGGGCGGGAGAGGAGGAAGCUGGUGGAGGAAGGUGAGGGAGCGCAGCGAGCUACAGCAGGUGGAGGAUCUGCAGGUGCUGAGGAGGGCGCAGGUUGUGGGCAUGACCACGUCCGGGGUGGCCAAGAUGCAGCGCCUCAUCUCAACGCUCAGCCCGUGCAUGAUCAUUGUGGAGGAGGCCGCUGAGGUGCUGGAGGCGCACAUCCUCACGUCGCUCACCCCACAGACCCAGCACGUCAUUCUCAUAGGUAUACCAUGGGCUGUUGGGGUUGGAGUUGUAUGCCAGGAGGCUGCUGAGGUGUGGAAAGCCCACACCCUCGCCUCCGUCAUCCCGCACAUCGAGCAAGGUAUUCUCAUAGCAACACGCCUCCACCUGCAGCUGAGUCCAAAGGUGGAGGUGUGUGAGCUAAGGACGGGGCUUAUGGUGCACGACCUCAUCAAGGAUUCAAACUGGGGCUUCGACCUGGACGUCUCUCUCUUUGAGUGCCUCGCGCUCUCCAAGCGCAUCCCCGUGUACACGCUCGCCACCCAGCGCCACAUGCGUUCGGAAAUCGUGGAUCUGAUUUGCCACAGCGUCUACCCUGACCUGCGGGACCACCCGUUCCUGCAAGGGUACCCGGACAUGCGGGGAAUGGCGAUGAAUCUGCACUUCUGGGACCACGACAGCCCUGAGAGCAGCUGGGACAACUUGGGGGGAGGCAAGUCAAAGUCGAACACGGGCGAGGCAGCCAUGGUGGUGGGGCUGGCCACGUACCUGCAGCAGCAGGGGUACACGGGAGGGGAGAUCACCAUCCUCACGCCCUAUGUGGGUCAGCUGCUCAAGCUGCGCCAGGCGCUUCCUCAUGUGGUAGAUGUGCGCCUGGGGGAGGGCGAUGCCGAGGAGGUAGAGAAGGCAGCGGAGCAGGCGGGUACCCGGGGAGGUGGAGCUGGCGGGGGAGACUGGGGAUCCUGGGUGUGCAGCUUCCAGGGCGAGGAGAGCACGGUGAUCAUCAUCUCACUCGUGUGCCACAAGCCAGACGGUGACAUCGGGUUCCUCAAGAGCCCCAACCGCGCCAACGUGUUGCUCUCCCGCGCCAAGCACGGCAUGUACAUCAUCGGCGGCGCCAGCAGCAUGCGGGCAGCCACCUCCAGGUCCUCCCUGUGGCCGCGCAUCAUGGGCAUGCUGGACAGCAUGGGGCGCGUUGAGAGGUUCAUCCUGCUGCGCUGUGCAAGCCACCCUGACAUGGUGACACACAUCCACAGCGCGGGCAAGUUCAAGGAGAAGGCCAGCGAGGGCGGGUGCUCUCAGAUGUGUAACUUUCGACUCACUCCCUGCGGCCACACCUGCCCCCACAGGUGUCAUACGGACGACAAGGCACACGCCACCACGUUCUGUGCCAAGGAGUGCAACCGCAUCCGCCCGCUGGACGAGUGCUCACACCAGCACACGUGCCCUAAGCAUUACUGUUCCGUGCUGUUUCCUUCUCCCCACCCGUUCCUUCUCCCUACACGUGCCUUCUCCCUACCCGUGCCUUCUCCCAACCCGUCCCUUCUCCCUACCCGUGCCUUCUCCCUACCCGUGCCUUCUCUCUACCCGUGCCUUCUCCUACCGAUGCCUUCUCCCUACCCGUGCCUUCUCCUUACCCAUGCCUUCUCCCUACCCGUGCCUUCUCCCUACCCGUGCCUUCUGAAGAAAAUGGAUCGGUGA